Molecule: messenger RNA, 372 nt
Organism: Aspergillus udagawae
Lineage: Eukaryota; Fungi; Ascomycota; Eurotiomycetes; Eurotiales; Aspergillaceae
Exons: 2
Coding region: 1-372 (123 amino acids)
Source: RefSeq, a predicted model, not a curated record
AUGAGCGACAGGCCCGAACCCCCAAAACGGCACUGGCAUGGAACUGUAGGUGACCGCUACGAACAGCCCAAUGUCUGGGUUAUAGGCGGCGCUAUCCAAACCCCUGACAGAAGACCCUCUACCGACAUGGACGACAGACAUGGCUCAACGUCAUCCGACUCAUCCAACACUUCUGCCCAUGGAGCAAGUCCUCCACGCUCUGGGAGCGGGGAGCGGAGACGGUCAAGCGCAGGUCUCUUUGAAAGCUUGAAUAGCACGAAGCGGAAUGCCACCGAUCCUAGCGUGGCUGCUCGUCGGCAGAGUUGGUUGGAGCAGUCUGAGCAGGGUGGCUUCCUCUCGAAGCUCUGGAAUACAUACACCAAGGGCCGCUGA